UAAGUGGGCGGCGGCGCUGCCGAGGUGACAGCUGGCUGGAGAGGUGGAGCCAGGGAAUGGGUGGGGAGGGGGAGGGCCGGGCUGGCCAGAGCUCGGGGCAGAGACGCACCCCAGGAGCUGGCCGUCUACAUCCCGCAAGCACCAGCCGCGCUGCCGAGCUAUGAGCCGGAGGAGUCGUUUGCUCCGGUUCCCGCUGCUCCUGCUGCUGCUGCUGCUGCAGCCGCCCCAGGUCCUGCCCGCGGAUUCCCGGGCCCCCGCGCCGGUGAAUCCAUGCUGUUACUACCCAUGCCAACACCAGGGGAUCUGUGUCCGCUUCGGCCUUGACCGCUACCAGUGUGACUGCACCCGCACGGGAUAUUCUGGCCCCAACUGCACCAUCCCCGAGCUAUGGACCUGGCUCCGGAAUUCACUGCGACCCAGCCCCGCUUUCCUCCACUUCCUGCUGACACAUGGGCGCUGGUUCUGGGAGUUUGUCAAUGCCAGUUUCAUCCGAGACAUGCUCAUGCGCCUGGUACUCACAGUGCGUUCCAACCUUAUCCCCAGCCCUCCCACCUACAACAUAGCAUAUGACUACAUCAGCUGGGAGUCCUUCUCCAACGUGAGCUAUUAUACUCGUAUUCUGCCCUCCGUGCCCCAAGACUGCCCCACGCCCAUGGGAACCAAAGGGAAGAAGCAGUUGCCAGAUGCCCAGAUUCUGGGCCAUCGCUUCCUGCUCAGGAGGAAGUUCAUACCUGACCCCCAAGGAACCAACCUCAUGUUCGCCUUCUUUGCACAACACUUCACCCACCAGUUCUUCAAAACUUCUGGCAAGAUGGGUCCUGGCUUCACCAAGGCCUUGGGACACGGGGUAGAUCUCGGCCACAUUUAUGGGGACAACCUGGAACGUCAGUAUCAGCUGCGGCUCUUUAAGGAUGGGAAACUCAAAUACCAGGUGCUGCACGGAGAGAUGUACCCGCCAUCGGUGGAGGAGGCGCCGGUGUUGAUGCACUACCCACGAAACAUUCCACCCCAGAGCCAGAUGGCUGUGGGUCAGGAGGUGUUUGGGCUGCUUCCCGGGCUCAUGCUCUAUGCCACGCUCUGGCUGCGUGAGCACAACCGCGUGUGUGACCUGCUGAAGGCUGAGCACCCCACCUGGGGUGAUGAGCAACUCUUCCAGACGGCCCGCCUCAUCCUUAUCGGGGAGACCAUCAAGAUUGUGAUUGAGGAGUAUGUGCAGCAGUUGAGCGGUUACUUCCUGCAGCUGAAGUUUGACCCGGAGCUGCUGUUCGGCGUCCAGUUCCAGUACCGAAACCGCAUUGCCAUGGAGUUCAACCAGCUGUACCACUGGCACCCGCUCAUGCCUGACUCCUUCAAGGUGGGCUCCCGGGAGUACAGCUACGAGCAGUUCCUGUUCAACACCUCCAUGCUGGUGGACUAUGGGGUCGAGGCCCUGGUGGACGCCUUCUCUCGCCAGAGCGCUGGCCGGAUUGGUGGGGGUAGGAACAUGGACCACCAUGUCUUGCAUGUGGCUGUCGAUGUCAUCAAGGAAUCCCGUGAGCUGCGGCUGCAGCCCUUCAAUGAAUACCGCAAGAGGUUCGGCCUGAGACCCUACACGUCCUUUCAGGAGCUCACAGGAGAGAAGGAGAUGGCAGCUGAGUUGGAGGAGCUGUAUGGAGACAUCGAUGCCUUGGAGUUCUUCCCAGGGCUGCUUCUGGAGAAGUGCCAUCCAAAUUCCAUCUUUGGGGAGAGUAUGAUAGAAAUUGGGGCCCCCUUUUCUCUCAAGGGCCUCCUAGGGAAUCCCAUCUGUUCUCCAGAGUAUUGGAAGCCAAGCACAUUUGGUGGUGAGAUGGGCUUCAAUAUGGUCAAGACAGCCACGCUGAAGAAGUUGGUCUGCCUCAACACCAAGACUUGUCCCUAUGUUUCCUUCCAUGUGCCCGACCCCCGCCAGGAUGAUGGGCCUGGUGUGGAGCGGCCAUCUACAGAGCUCUGAGGGUGGAGAGCAGCAGCACUCUUGGGGGGUGGACUUUGUGCUGGUCAUCCCAGAAAGUUGAGGUCAGGGUUGUUGAAAGUCUUAAACGUUGGGUAUCUGGUUUGGCAUUGAGAGUAUCAAGGUCAACAUUUAGAACUUUGUGUCUGUCACCCAUUAUCUGGAAUAUUGUGGUCUUGUUUGUUAUUCUAAAUGCUGAAUUAUUGAUUGACCAUCCAGAAUGUUAGGAGCGAUUCUUAUUUGGCAUCCCAGAACACCGGGUUCCUGGUUGAUGACCUAGAAUGUCAGAUUUCUGGUUGAAUUGGAACAUAGGCAUUCUGAAAUGUGGAGCUCCUGAUGAAAUCGUCUAGCAAGUUAGGGAUUCUCAUUUUGCAUUCUAGAAUUCUGGGUGGCCCUCCAGAAUGUUGAUUUUCCAAAUGGCAAUUCAGAAUGUUGUGCUCCUGGUUCCUAAUCCAGAAUGGUGACUGGUGUGCCAGAUCAGUCUUGAUCUGAAUAUCUAGAAUGGUGAUUUGAUUCAUUUUCCUGUUCGGUAAGAUAUCCACAGAGCAGGAGAAUCUAUGGUCUAAGGUCUAACAAGAAUGCAUUUCCCAACUCUGUGCCUGCACUGAGGGGGCAAGGAAGUAGGGUGUUCUUAGGACCCCAACUUAGACCCUGGUCCAAGGAGGGAGAACAGGUGGGCUCUUUCCAGGCCAUUGGUUGGAAGCCACCAGAGUUCUAUCGCCAUCCAUGUCUUGAUUCAUGGAAGCUGUUUCUCAUGAAGCUAAUAAAAUUCUUUUUCCAAAUUG
Lynx canadensis (Canada lynx) is the source of this 2751-nucleotide messenger RNA. RefSeq names its product prostaglandin-endoperoxide synthase 1 (gene PTGS1). The record is from RefSeq and is a predicted model, not a curated record. The coding region runs from base 161 to 1969 and encodes 602 amino acids. Gene Ontology annotation, molecular function: heme binding; oxidoreductase activity, acting on single donors with incorporation of molecular oxygen, incorporation of two atoms of oxygen; peroxidase activity. Gene Ontology annotation, cellular component: cytoplasm; neuron projection. The transcript has 11 exons. Gene Ontology annotation, biological process: cyclooxygenase pathway; response to oxidative stress. NCBI's taxonomy places the organism in Eukaryota, Metazoa, Chordata, Mammalia, Carnivora, Felidae.